Molecule: messenger RNA, 3420 nt
Organism: Tachysurus vachellii
Lineage: Eukaryota; Metazoa; Chordata; Actinopteri; Siluriformes; Bagridae
Gene: tor3a
Product: torsin family 3, member A
Exons: 6
Coding region: 185-1288 (367 amino acids)
Cellular component (GO): endoplasmic reticulum lumen; nuclear envelope
Molecular function (GO): ATP binding; ATP hydrolysis activity
Source: RefSeq, a predicted model, not a curated record
UCCUAGGUUUGUCGUCGCUGGUGCUACCGGAAGUGACGCAAUAGUUCCUUGGCAACCUGUUUCGGGAGAAUAUCGAUGGUACGUUUUUACGACCGUGGUGUUGCAGGCUGUCAGGAGAUCUGAAUGGGAUCAAAAAGAGGGUUAUUUCUUGCUUAGUGACUAGACGGCGUUUCUGUCGGUCCUCAUGAUUGUUUUAGCUUUUUUCUCCGCGCUAUUGGCGGUGCCUGUUAAAGCGGAUUUGUUUCACUUUGACAGCAUCUCAAAUGUGUCUGUUUAUUACUUUAACUACCUCUACUGCCAAGUUUGGGAAGGAGAAUGUCAUCCGAACCAAGACGAUGCGACCCAACAAGUGCCUACAGGGAACGUGUGGUCUUGGGUUUCUCAGGAUUAUAAGGGCAUGUUGACAAGUUGGUACUGCAGCAUUGGACAAUGCUGUGAUUCAGGAGACUGUCGAAUUACUAACAACAUCACAGGUCUAGAGCGGGAUCUACAGCUAAAACUUCAUGGGCAGCAUCUGGCUCAGUCUGUGGUCCUGAAAGCAAUUCAAGGCUUCAUUAAUAACCCUGAGUCCAAUAAGCCCCUGACUCUGUCAUUCCACGGUUGGUCAGGCACAGGCAAAAACUUUGUGGCUCGGAUGGUGGCAGAUAACCUGUAUCGUGAUGGAGUGAAGAGUGAGUGUGUGCGUCUAUUCAUUGCCCCAUUCCACUUCCCACAUGCGAGACUGGUGGACAUCUACAAGGGCCAGCUGAGGGAAGCUAUUAGAGACAUGGUUCUCCGUUGUCCACAAACACUUUUCAUUUUUGAUGAGGCAGAGAAAUUGCACCCUGGGCUUAUUGAUGCCAUUAAGCCCUAUAUGGACCACUAUGAUAAUGUGGAUGGGGUUUCCUACAGAAGAGCCAUGUUCUUGUUCCUCAGUAAUAUUGGUGGUGCAGCUAUUAAUGAUGUGGCGCUGGACUUUUGGCAUUCGGGCCAGAACCGGGAGGAUAUUGGUAUGGAAGAUCUGGAACAUCGACUACGAGCAGAAUCUAUGGAGGCUGAAGGAGGAUUUGCCCAAAGUGAGCUUAUGUCAGGGCACCUGAUUGACUUCUUUGUGCCAUUCUUGCCUCUUGAAUAUCGUCAUGUUAAACUCUGUGCUCGGGACGCAUUUGUUAGCCGUGGUGUGGAGCCUGAUGAGGCAACUCUGGACGAGGUGGCUAAAGCCAUGCUGUAUGUACCCAAAGAAGAGAAACUCUUUUCUGCACAGGGCUGCAAAUCCAUCCCACAACGAAUCAACUUCUUUUUACAUUAAUAAUAAUGGAAUAACACAAGGUCACUAAGCCUACAUGAAAAGGUUCAUGCAUACAUAACAGCAAAGCUAAAAUAAGACUGUUACCAGAUAUUUAUAUGCCACUUCACAGGCCCAGGGUUCCCAGGUUGAUCCAGAGCUUGGGUUACUAUGUAUGUGGAGGUCCUCAUGUUUUCACCAUCUCCAUGUAGAUUUCUUCCUUCCAUCUGAAAACAUGCUGGCAGUUUGAAUGGCUAUGCUAAAUUGCUUGUUGGCAUGGACCACUGGUGUCCCCAUCCAUGACACAUUCCCUCCUCAUGCCCACAUCCCCCCUCAAGCCUCCUCAAGGCUUCAGAUCCAGCACGACCUGGCCAAGAUAAAGCUGUUACUGCAGAUGAAAGUUUCAAUGAAUAUCUAACAGAGUUAGAAAAUGGGGGAAGUCGUGGCCUAAUGGUUAGAAAGUCUGACUCCUAACCCUAAGGUUGGGGGUUCGAGUCUCGGGCCGGCCACGACUGAGGUGCCCUUGAGCACGGCACCAAACCCCCCUAACUGCAUAAAUGGUGUGCACUUUGGAUGCACUGCUCCGGGUGUGUGUGCACUUUGGAUGGGUUAAAUGCGGAGAACAAAUUCUGAGUAUGGGUCACCAUACUUAGCUGUAUGUCACUUUAACUUUCAAAGGGAGAGCCGUUACUAGAUCCCAUUGAACCGAACAACUUUUUCUUCCGAUCCGUUUUUCCCCUUUUAUUUCCCCUUUUUGUGAAAAAUCAAGAAAUAAUGUAGGUAACAGUGGAUUUAAAAUGAUUCAUAAAUGAUAUGUUUUUAAAGAUAAAUUAAAGGAAGGUAAGGUGAGUCAGUUAUGCUGUGUAUACUAAAGAAAGAUAAUGUAAUCAAAUUAAAUUUUAAAUCUUAGCAUACAAGUUUAUUAGUCAACAUUAUCCAAACAUUAAAGAGAGCAUUAUUGGGGCUUAUACCACUAAUUGCAUUGUGCCUGAUAAUGGAGGCUCAUUGCUGACUCAGGCAGACUUUGUCCUACCCGAGUGGUUUGUACUCUGGUUCUGUUUGCUCUCCACCCAUUUGCCCAGCUUUACUGACAGCAGAUAUGACAUACUGCCACACAACAUGUUUUGUUUGUUAUGUAACACUACUGCUAAAACAUCCAAAAAGCAGUUUGCUCUUGAAUGCACUUCUUUUCAAGAACAGCAAUUUCAGACUCUCUAAAACUCCACUUCUUUGUUGCCUUAUGAGCCGGUUUUAUCUGUGUGAGCCUCUGUUUUAUGAAAUGCUGUUAUGAAAAUUGUUUUAUGAAAAUGAUUUAUAAAUGACUGCACAACAUUGUGGACAUAUAGUCACCCAGGUUUUCCAUUAGAUCGCUCGUGAAAUUUACAAGCACUAAUUGUUGUGAUUCUAGUUAGCUAGUUUUUACAAAACAAAAAAAAGACACCUGGUUUAGCUCACAAUUCUGUUUUCAAAACCUGCAAUCUCAUGGAGGACACCAUAAAUAUACAAGUUAAUAAUAUUGCAAUUAUUUAUUUUUUUUAUUUAAAUUUUUAUUUUAUGUAAUUAUUUCAUGUAAAUGUGCUGUGCAUGAAUGCCUUACAUUGGAUAAUUUGUGUUUUUUUUCACGUUAUAUUGAUGUAUUAACAUUCAGGUGAUGUUGAAGAGAAAGUAAAGAAAAGCAGAAAGUGUAGGUCAAUCCAUCAUUUAUUAGCAUUACUGUUGUUUCUGUUACAACAAAAGUCUAUUUUUCUAGAGAAAAAUACCAGAUUAUGACAGCAAUAAGAACAAUGCAUAGUCUGGGGUUGGUGUGUACCCCUUAAAACUCUAACCUCGCAAUUGUAUUUUUUUUCAUAAACUAUGGAAAUACAUGGUAGUGUUUACAUCAUGGAUUGAAAAGUAAUAUGCUGAAGUGAAAAAAUGUAACAAAGUUUGAUAUGAAGUUAUGUUGUGUCAAAAAAUAUUCCAAAUGUACAUUUUCAUUCUGGAUGGUUACAGUAGUAAGCGUUACAUUUAUAUUUAAAGAAUUGUCAUUUUUAUGUAUAUUUUGAACACUUUAUAACACUAUUUAACUUUAAGACCUCUGUGUCAUUUUCACUUUGUCACCAGAUGGAAGUUCUAAACCUUUUGUGAAUUUAAUUUUAAUUCAUUUUAGCUGUUAC